AAAAAUAUUUUUUCAUUUAAUAAUAAAUACAUAAUAUUGAUGAAAAGUAAACUUGAAUUUCUAGACUAUAAUUUAUUAUUAAUAUUUUUUAUAUUAUCUAAAUUUUGAAUGUGUAGAAUGUGUAGAAACUAUAGCAUUUGCAAGUGCGUUUUUCGUCGAGUUUAAGAACGUUAUCCCCUCCUCUGUAGAUUUCACUUGACCGAGACGCAUGCGGAUACCGCGUUCUUCGGCGUGUACAAACUUGUAUGCAAACAGCGGUUAAAUUUUCGUCGCGUUUUCCAAUCUUUAUAUAUUUUUUAUGUCUAAGUGAUUUGUUUUAGUGUUUCGCGUACAGUUUUUGCGUAAAAUGUCUUCUAAAAGAAAACGUGUCGUGCUUUCAAUCACAGAUAAAGUGAAAAUAAUUGAACAAUUAAACAAAGGAGUGUCUAAUAAAUUUUUGGCUGAAACUUAUAAUGUAGGAACAUCGACUAUUUCGGAUUUCAAGAAAAACAGUUCUGCAAUUUUAAAAUUUGCUUCUAAUUUGCAAUUUGAGGAUGGAAGUCCAUCUAGAAAAAAUAUGAAAACUGCUGAAAAUAAAGAACUUGAACAGGCAAUGAUUAAAUGGUUUUUACAGCAGCGUUCAAUUGGAAAUCCUCUUUCUGGACCUAUUCUUUGUGAAAAAGCAAAAAUUUUUGCUGAGAAGAUGGAUAAUUUGUCCGAAUUUAAAGCGAGUGACGGUUGGCUGCGUAAUUUUAAGGCUCGGCACGGCAUUCGAGAGCUCGAUUUGUGUGGAGAAAAGCUUUCUGCCGAUAAUACUGCAGCAGAAAAGUUUAUUGAGGAAUUUAAAACGAAAAUUGAAAAUUACGAUCCUGAAUUUGUUUUUAAUGCGGAUGAAACAGGCCUCAAUUGGAAGGCACUACCUCGUAAAACUUUAGCUUCAAAGAGAGAAACAAGUGCUCCUGGUCACAAAGUUAGCAAAGAUCGCGUGACAGUUCUUACUUGUGCCAAUUCAACAGGCAAUCAUCGGCUUCCAUUACUCUUAAUUGGCAAAUCCAAAAACCCAAGAGCUUUUAAAAACGUUAAAAAGCUUCCAGUUGUUUAUAAAAACCAAAAUAAAGCAUGGAUGACUUCUGCAUUGUUUACGGAAUGGUUUGAUGACGUUUUUAUUCCAGAUGUUAAAAAGUAUCAAAAGAAAAUAAAUAAAAAGGGGAAUGUAUUGCUUUUGCUGGACAAUGCACCUACUCAUCCUUCAGAAAGUUUACUUGAGAGAGAAAAUGGUCGUUUCAAAGCUCUUUUUCUGCCACCUAAUGUGACCAGUUUGCUGCAACCUAUGGAUCAAGGCAUCAUUGAAUGCCUGAAACGACUUUACAAAAAACAACUGCUUCGUAAGCUACUGUUAGCCGAUGAAAAUGAAGAAGGUACUCUAAUAUAUCAUAAAAACAUUAACAUAAAAGAUUGCUGCUACAUGGUAGCUGAUGCAUGGUCUUCCGUAAAGGCGAUAACUUUGAAGAGGGCUUGGAAUAAAAUAAAUGGAAUUUCAACACAACAGCAAAUACAGGAAGAAAAAGAAAAUGCAGAAUUGAAGAACAACGAGGAAAGUGAUAAAGAUACUGAUUCAAUGUCUACGGAAAACCUGCAGAAUAUGAUUACAAAAGUUCCAGGCUGUUCCGAGUGCAAUGUAGAGGAUAUCGAAGAUUGGUUACAUUCUGAUUCAAUAGAUCCUGGGUUCCAAUUAUUGAGUGACGAUGAAAUUAUUCAGAGUACAAAAGAAGAAUCAUACCCAGUGGACUCAGAAGAUGACAAUGAUUCUACAUUUGAAUUAGAAGCUGGACCUUCUGCAAGUGAGGCGUUUGCUUGUUUUGAGACUGCCUUAAAUUGGAUGGAACGACAAUCUGAAUGCGACCAUGUAGACCUUCUUGUCGUCAAGCGCUUGAAAGAUCUAGCUGCUAAAAAGCGAGUUUCUUCAUUAAAACAGCGUACAUUGACAGAAAUGUUCAAAUAAAAUUAUUUUCUUUAAUAUCUAAAGUUAAAUGAAGUACAGUGAGUAAGUUCUUUUAUUCUAUUAAGUUACGAUUAAGUAAAGCGAGUUUGUUCAUUAAUACACUUACAUUGACAGAAAUGUUUAAAUAAAAUUAUUUUCUUUAAUAUCUAAAGUUAAAUGAAGUAA
Messenger RNA from Anastrepha ludens (Mexican fruit fly), 2146 nucleotides. Its product is annotated as jerky protein homolog-like. The record is from RefSeq and is a predicted model, not a curated record. Gene Ontology annotation, cellular component: nucleus. The transcript has a single exon. Lineage: Eukaryota; Metazoa; Arthropoda; Insecta; Diptera; Tephritidae. Gene Ontology annotation, molecular function: DNA binding. The coding region runs from base 347 to 1981 and encodes 544 amino acids.